Molecule: messenger RNA, 3272 nt
Organism: Rhipicephalus sanguineus (brown dog tick)
Lineage: Eukaryota; Metazoa; Arthropoda; Arachnida; Ixodida; Ixodidae
Gene: cutlet
Product: chromosome transmission fidelity protein 18 homolog
Exons: 22
Coding region: 182-2875 (897 amino acids)
Molecular function (GO): ATP hydrolysis activity; ATP binding
Source: RefSeq, a predicted model, not a curated record
GCGGUGGUAGCGGAUUGUAGCGACGCGCGCUUUUUUGUGCAAGUUUGCCGAGCUGCUGCUAGGAAGCAGAGCACACAAUUGAAAGAAGUCAAUACAGUGCUCUUUUGACGGCCUGAAAUGACCUGAACGCUACAAACAGUUAGUAGGAGCCUCAUUCGACCGCGUCCAAGAACGAGACGAAAUGGACUAUGAUGAUUACGACGAGUACGAAGACCUCUACGCGGAUGAAUUGGAGCUCGCGAAUGAGCUCCACAGCAAUGCUCCACUGCCACUGCCCUCUAGUCGUGUGCUUUCUGGUAGAGAUGAUGUGUCAGACUUGGAUACACCGCGAUCCAGCUCCUCAGUGGGAAAAAGGACCCUAGAAGAGCCUGGUGAGAGUUCACGAAAAGAUGCAGGUACUCCUACCCUUGAGUCAGUGCGCAAGAAACUGAAGCUUGAAGAUGAUGAUUCAAACACCUCUUUUGAAUUUUCUUCACCUAAAAAACUCGUUAUUAAUGAGGGUGAACGUGAUUCCGAUGGUGAUGGUGCUGCGUACGCUACCACUGUGCAAGAAAAAGCCCUUGAUGACCGUCCUCUCCCAUCACCAUCGCCACCACUUGCCAAUGCAGAAGAAGACCUGUUCCAGACACAGUGGGAAGAUGCCAGCUCAUACGUGCUCACUACUGGUCUGAGGGGUCGUGAUGGACGGCUCAAGUUUGUUGGGCUCAGAGCUGACGACUGGGCCGACGACGUCGAGCUUCUGCUGUCCAGUAAUCGACCGAAAGGAAACCUCCUGUCCCGGCCUUUCUGGGAUGUAUGGCUUGAUGCACAGGCAGAGCUUGAGAGGCAGAAGCAAGCAGAGGCUGAGCAUACUGCCAACAUCACUGAAAAUCAUGAGAUGAAUUCGCUUCCGGAAGGUGUUGUGGUUGGUGAAAGCGGUGGUGGCCCUGGCUUUGAGGAAGCGUCAUCCGGGUUGGCAUCACUCUGGGUAGAGAAAUAUCGUCCAUCACACUUCAUGGAGCUGCUCAGUGAUGAUGGUGUCAACCGGACACUGCUGCAAUGGCUGAAACUGUGGGACUGCGUUGUGUUUGGCCGACCACCAAAAGCAAAGCCACAAAAAGAGAAGCAAAUGGCUGCCAACAACCAGAGCAAUUUUGCCAAACGGUACAUGCCAGAGGUCAAAGAGGAAUUGGAUGAACAUAAAAGGCCUCAGCAGAAGGUUAUUCUUCUUUAUGGGCCACCAGGGCUUGGAAAGACAACACUGGCACACGUCAUUGCAAGGCAUGCCGGCUACAAUGUUGUGGAGCUCAAUGCCAGUGAUGACAGAAGCCCUGAUGUGUUCAAGACUACUCUGGAGACCGCUACUCAGAUGAAAGCCGUCUUGGGGCAGGACCCACGACCAAACUGCCUUGUCAUUGAUGAGAUCGACGGCGCACCAGCUGCUUCUAUCAACGUACUAGUCAACAUGAUCAAAAGCACUGGCCAGCCUACAGGAAAGAAAAAAAAGAAGGAUGGAAGCCUGCUUCUUCGACCUAUCAUCUGUAUCUGCAAUGAACUGUAUGUUCCAGCCCUCCGGCCGUUGCGGCAAGUUGCAUUGAUGCUGCACUUCCCAUCCACCCAGAAGAGUCGCUUGUGUACUCGGCUGUUAGAGGUGAUGCGGAGGGAACGGAUGAAAGGGGAGCAGACAGCUGUGGCUGCGCUGUGUGAGAAGGCAGGAAACGAUGUACGUUCCUGCCUCUCCACACUCCAGUUCAUCCAUGGCCGAAAGAAGCAGCUGACACUAACAGAUGUGAACACUGUUAAUGUGGGCCAAAAGGACAUGCACCAAGGGCUGAUGUCACUGCUUCAUGAAGUGUUCCAAAAACCACGGGCUGCACGGAAAAUAUUUCGGCACCAUAUGGAUGAUGCGUCCAGAACUGCUGCAAGGAAGCCUGAAGACUUGCGGUUCGACUCCCUGGCUCGAUCGGCACAAGGGUUUGGAGACUAUGAGAAGCUCAUUCAGUCUCUUUUUGACAAUUAUAUCAAUGUCAACUUCCGGGAUCCUCGUUUCGAACUGAUCCAUGAAGGCCCUGAAUGGUUGUGCUUCACAGAUCAGCUGCUGACCACGGUGCAACACCUGCAGAACUACUCACUGUACCCGUACCUGCCAUUCAUUGCACCAGCCUUCCAUCGUGUUUUCUCAGUUGUGCCCUACACGAAAAUGGUCUUCCAGAACUCCUUCCUCGAGGCGCGGGCCAAGAAGACACAGAUGCACAACAUCCUGGUGUCACUGAUUGCUGAAUCAUCACCACAGUCUCGCUGUUUUGUGACCGAGACGACAUUACUCAGAGAUGUGCUACCAUGGUUGCUGUGCAUAGUACAGCCUACAAUUCGACCGGUGAACACACAGUUGUUUAGCAAAGAGGAGCGCCAGCAGCUGCAACAGGUGAUUGCUGUGAUGUCAUCGUUCAGCAUCACCUACCAGCAGACGAGAAAUGCUGAUGGAGUCUACCAGUACAACCUCGAGCCCAACAUUGAAGAGGUUGUGCAGUUUCCUGGCAUCGCAUCACAGCAGCAGCUCCCGUAUGCUACUAAGCAGCUCAUUGCUAGGGAGUUAGAAGUGGAGAAAAUGAGGAAGAGUGACUCAGUGGAGGAGCAACAUGCAAGGCGUUCCACAGCAGCAGCUGUUAGUACGGGUGGAGUACCAACACUGAAUCCGGCACCAAAGAUUGUUGAGCAGCCUGCAAGGGUAUCUGUCGAUUUCUUUGGUCGUGUCAUUGAGAAAGCUGUUGUGACCAAUGUUACAGAGCCUACAAGUGUUGGGAAUGCCACUUCAUCAGCACAGGUGUGGUACCAGUUCAAGGAAGGCUUCAGCAAUGCCGUCCGAAGGACAGUGCGCAUGAAGGAUCUCUUGUAGCUGUCAGAUAUCUGUUUGUCCUUUUUUUGCAAGUGUAUAUGUUAAUGUGCCUGUGAUUGUAAAGUUAGGCCCAUGUCCAGCUCUCUCUUGCCAAGAGAUGCCAAGCACCGAAAAGCACCUGAGCGUGGAAAUUGAUUUAUUUCCCAGUGUAAGAACGAACUUUUUAAACGUGCCUAGUGACAUCUAUACCUGUUGUCUUCUAUGCUGUCUUUGCCUUUUGGAACAAUGCUGUUUUCACAAGUGCGCUUUAAAUGCUGUGUGACCCCUCUUGAUUCUGUGGUUUUUUUUUUUUUAUUGCAUGUGUUGGCAGAUUGUUUGUACAGCAACUGAGUGGCUGUUACUCUUUAUUACAUGCAGUCAGUUAUUGUGGAACAAUAAAUCAUAGCAAGAGAGAAAA